Molecule: messenger RNA, 1774 nt
Organism: Frieseomelitta varia
Lineage: Eukaryota; Metazoa; Arthropoda; Insecta; Hymenoptera; Apidae
Product: E3 ubiquitin-protein ligase RNF14-like
Exons: 5
Coding region: 202-1740 (512 amino acids)
Biological process (GO): positive regulation of proteasomal ubiquitin-dependent protein catabolic process; protein polyubiquitination; ubiquitin-dependent protein catabolic process
Cellular component (GO): ubiquitin ligase complex; cytoplasm
Molecular function (GO): zinc ion binding; ubiquitin protein ligase activity; ubiquitin conjugating enzyme binding
Source: RefSeq, a predicted model, not a curated record
AUCAAACUUUGAUAAUGACAUAAAAUAAGUUAAAACUUAGUUCGAAAGUUACAUUUUAAUCUUGCUGUUUGUUUUUUGAUGAAAAUUUCGUUUGAGUGAAUAUAUAAUCAUUAUCAGAGUGUAUUUUUCGUAUUAAUGAUUGAGUGCUAAGACAAACUUAAUCUUGUAUUUUUUCUACUACUGAUCAUCCAAUUUAUACAGAUGGAUAGUGAAAAGCAAAAGGAUGAGAUUGUUGCAUUGGAAAGUAUUUACAAUUCAGAAGAAUUUUCAUAUCACAAGGAGAAUGAUCAAUACCAAUGUACUUUUAUGAUAUUCAUAAAUCUUCCUAUCAAUUACCAUAUAACAUAUAAGAAUUAUAGGCAAGUGGAUGAGCCUGAGCAAAAGAUUAAAAUAUCUCAUUUACCACCAUUAAAACUUCAUGUAUUUCUACCAAAAAAUUAUCCUUCUGAGUUGCCACCGAAAUUUACUUUAUACUCAUCUUGGUUGGAUCUUCCCAUGUUAACUAAAUUAUGUAAAAAAUUAGACAAGCUGUGGAAAGAAAGUAAAGGACAAGAAAUAUUGUUUACAUGGGUGGCUUUCCUACAUGAUGAAACUCUGGAAUUUUUAAAUAUACAAGAUCAUCUUAAUAUGAGUCGUGCUUACACACGCUAUAAAGAAGCCUUGGAAAUAGUACAUAAUAUUCAUAAAAGUAAAAUAGAUAAUAUAGACAAAGAAUGUACCAUAGAAGAUACAAGGAACGCUAUGAAAAAAGGGACUAAUGUCAAAUAUUUAAAUAAGGAAAAAUUAGUGAGGAAAUGUCGUGAUAAACGUGCCGUAUUAGAUUGUCCUAUUGGGGAAAACCCCAUACAAACAUUGAUUGAUUACAGUGAGAAACGUAAUCAAUCUGAAUUUAAGAAGAACUUUUAUACUUGUAAAAUUUGUUUUGUGGACAAAUUAGGAGAGCAUUGUACACAAUUUUUACCAUGUGGUCAUGUAUUUUGUAAAGAUUGCAUGGCUAGUUACUUAGAAGUAAGAAUCAAAGAUGGAAAUGUACAAAAUAUUUAUUGUCCAGAAGAAAAAUGUACCUCUGAAGUAACACCUGCACAGAUAAAGGACUUAGUAAGCUCAGAAUUGUUUGUGAAAUAUGAUUCUAUACUAUUGAGUGCCACAUUAGACACUAUGGGAGAUAUAGUAUAUUGUCCAAGACGUAGUUGUCAAUAUCCAGUUAGUCGGGAACCGAAUGAACAAAUGGCAAAUUGCCCAAUCUGUCAAUAUGCAUUUUGCGUUUAUUGCAAAAUGGUGUAUCACGGCAUAGAACCAUGCAAAGUUUAUUCAGCUGAAAUACAUAAAGUGGUAGCUGAGUAUCAAGAAGCUCCUGAUGAUAACAAACGGCAAAUGGAGCAACGUUAUGGUAAGAAGCAACUCCAAACUCUGGUAGAAAAUGCUAUGUCUGAGAAUUGGAUUAAAAGUAACAGUCAGAAAUGUCCUAAAUGUCAAACUGCGAUUGAGAAAUCCGAUGGUUGCAACAAAAUGGUGUGUUGGCGAUGCAAUACAUAUUUUUGCUGGUUAUGCAGUACCAUUCUUAAUCGUGAUAAGCCUUACGAACAUUUUCAAGAUAUGGAUUCUAAAUGUUAUAACAUGUUAUAUCAUGGAAUGCCGAUUGAAGAUGACGACGAUGAAGAUGAUGAUAUGUAUAUUGAUUACCGGUUUUAUCCUAAUUAUGAUUCAGAUGAAGAUUAUUUUGAAGAAAUUGUAAUAUAAAAUUAAAAUAAAAUAUGAACAUGUUUAAAAGGUA